AUGGGUGCGGAUAAGAAUGCAGAAAACCUUGUAAGUAGUAUUACAUAAAUUUAAUGAAUAAAAGUUUCAAAAAAUAUACAUUUAGAUUUGUUAUUAAUUUUAAACAUGCAUCUAUGCGUAUUUUAGUUAUAGUACAUGCUGGUAUACGCCACGUAUGGUAUUUUUAUGGAUAUAUAAAGAUCGUAAUUAAUUUCAGUUUUCUGUGUUUACUAAUGCGAAUUUGCCUGGUGUAAUAUUACAUAUUACCUACAAUUGUUAUUGGGUUGUUUUAUACAUAUUUAUAAUAUGUUGCGUGUGCCGGUAUAAAGCAUGAAACGCAACAAUAACAUAUGUAUAAUUUUAUUCAUACAUUAAUUAAAUAGUCAACAGGUUUCUUUUCCAAUCAGUUAUUUAUUGUUUCAGGUAAUAAAAAUCAAUAAAUGGGAUGGAUCUGCGGUGAAGAAUGCAUUAGAUGAUGCUGUUAAAGACGUACUUACAAAAAAAUACAAUUACAUAGAGAAUUUUUCUCUACUCGAUGGAAGAUUGGCUCUUUGCGGAAUUGCUGUAACAGUUGCAAUUGUUGCUCUCCUUUGUGAUUAUUUAUAUCCUUUCCCUGCAUCGAAACCUGUAUUAGUUGCUUGUGUUUCAUUAUAUUUUUUUUUAAUGGGACUUUUGACUUUGUAUACAACAUAUAAAGAAAAGGGUAUAUUUGUCGUAGCCAUUCAAAGAGAUCCAGCAGGCUUCAAUCCUGAUCUAAUUUGGGAAGCAAGCUCAUAUUUAAAAAGACAUGAUGACAAAUAUAAUCUUGUAUUGUCUGUUAGAAGUACAGCCACAGGAAAUGUCAAUGAAACUAGUGUUACAAAAUCUGUUGCAAAUUUUAUUGAUGUCAAUGGUGUUGUUAUACCAGAAUUAGUAGAGAAUGUUGUGACAAGUAUGCAUGAUAGCUUAACUAAUCAACGUAAAGAAAAGUAG
Messenger RNA from Heterotrigona itama, 951 nucleotides. Lineage: Eukaryota; Metazoa; Arthropoda; Insecta; Hymenoptera; Apidae. The record is from the annotation of a GenBank genome assembly.